AUGGACCCUUGGUUUUUAUCCGAAACGUCAGGUCCCGAUGUAUUUUGGCCGAGAACGCCGCCAUCGCCGAUACACCGCGUUAAAGCCAGAACCGACAAAGUGACUGCCAAUGGACGUCAGCUGGCGACCAUCAGCACAACCACUAGAUAUUGCCUUUAUCUCGUAUUGUUUGUCCACGCCAAAUCCAAUGCGCAGCCCCUAGGAUCGAUUCUGCAAGUCCAAGGCUCGCUGUUAACAUGGAACAUACCAGCAUUCUACCGCCAAGCCAUACCGAGUCUUUGCUCACAGGAGCACGGCCGUCCUCUUGAAGCCCCUCAAAUGGCUCUCUUCUCCUCUACCCUGGUCCCAGAAACCCUCAUCGACUCGUUCCUCGCCCCGGAUCUUCUCAAUCAAGACGGACCCUUUAAAUCUCCUAACACUACCGUCCUUGAUAACGCCCGCCAUGAGCUAGCCCACAGCGCCGUCCAAAAAGCAUGGCGCAUCGCCCCAAUCAUGACCAGCACUCGUCUGAACGUGGCCCGCCUGGUACCGCGACUAACUUCACCCCUCGGUGCAGCUCCCCUCCCCUCGCUCCCUCCUAACCACCGCUUCGGGAAGGCACUCUCGCGAGUAUCCUAA
Messenger RNA from Boeremia exigua, 618 nucleotides. RefSeq lists its product as uncharacterized. Bases 1 to 618 code for a protein of 205 amino acids. The record is from RefSeq and is a predicted model, not a curated record. The transcript is spliced from 2 exons. Lineage: Eukaryota; Fungi; Ascomycota; Dothideomycetes; Pleosporales; Didymellaceae.